AGCUUUCCAAACUGGUUUCUUGCCCACUUCGGAUCUAUUUCGCAUGAAGAUGGGCUGGAAGAAACUCUAAACAGCAGACAAGCUUAAAAGUAAGACAAAGUCUCAAAUUCCAGUUCAUCAAAGUGACUCAUUACAAAUCGGAACGUUCUUUUGCCACGAGAUACCUGCUUCCAGGAUAUCGGAAGUCAAGUGACACAUAUAGUCUGGCUGCUCGCUUGCCCGGCAAUUCGUACAUUCCUAGGUGGGGAGGUAUCCUCUACAGGUGAACAUCACGUGUACGAGAUUGCAGAUGAAACGGUCAUUGUGCAUUAUCGGGAGCGAUUUCUCUGUGUUUCUUGUUGUGUAUCUUUCGAGGGGUGUAGCUCAAACUUCGAAAAUGGAAUGUGUGCACGACAUUUGGAAGGGAGGGGUAUGAGCAUUGGAUUUAGAUCACUUGAACCCUCAAAAGGAUUUGCUUGGAUGUGAAUGUACCGGUGAUGUUAUAUUUUGAGGUUAUGAUCUCGCGAAAUUCGUUGUGGUUAUGUCUAUUGCACUGGAUGUGCUCUGAAGAUCAAGAAAGAAACCCGUUGAAUACAAUAUGACAUUGUUUUUGUGUAAAGAAGCUGCACUAGAUGGACGAUAAGCUCUUAUCACUCAUACCUAGUGUCCGAUAAGAACUAUCGUAGCCGCACACAAGCGCAUAUCGCGUCUAAAUUUCCUCAAUUUGCACACAAGCUGUCGCAAGCUGUUGGACAACCAUUCCAAAACAAUCCUAUCAUUCAGCCAUUAUGACGAGUCUCAAACGAUCUAUGGGAUCGGAUCCCUACUCCUCCAAUAUAUCGAGUAAAGUCUAUGUACGAUCUACCAAAAGUGGCAAAGUUCAGAAGAUUGUUCGUGAAUUAUAUCUUCGACAAGACAUUCCCUGCUCAUCCAAACUUUGCGACAGCUGCCUCAAGACUGCGCCACCAGAUGCGAGUGGUGUUGUACCACCAUUCGUUCUAUCGGAAACCCCUGCGGGAACAGCAGCAUACCCUCAGGGACAUUACCUGGUACCCGAUACCAAUGCGUUACUGAACGCCCUCGAUCUUUUUGAACAGGCAUCGGCCUUCUACGAUGUCAUCAUCUUACAGACUGUCCUUGAAGAAUUACGAAAUAGAUCACUGCCGCUUUACAAUCGGUUGAUUGGGCUUACAAAGAGCGAGGAUAAACGAUUUCACGUUUUCUUUAAUGAUUUUCGUCUGGAGACUUAUGUGGUUCGGGAGACUGGAGAAAGUAUAAAUGAUAGAAAUGAUAGAGCGGUUCGACGCGCGGUCAAAUGGUACGAUGAACAUAUUACACAAGCAGUAAAAGCUUCGGGAGGACGUUCGAAAAAGAUACCUGCUGUUGUAAUGCUCAGUGAUGAUAAGGAGAAUCUCAGAAAAGCAAAGCGUGAUGGUAUUCAAGCAUGCUCCCUUCGGGAAUAUGUUAGUGGAUUGGAGGAUGCAGAUCGAUUACUGGAUAUGAUCAGUGCAGCACAAGAAGACAAAGAAGCCCGAGAUGCUAGAACUUCUGGAAACCUAUACCAGGAAUAUUAUUCAGUAUCGAAAAUGAUGACUGGUGUUAAGAACGGCACGUUACAUCAGGGUAUUUUUAAUGUUUCGCCAUACAACUAUUUGGAGGGGUCUGUGAAUGUCCCCGCUUUCGACAAAUCAUUACUUGUUCUUGGCAGAGAGAAUAUAAAUAGAUCUGUUCAGGGUGAUGUUGUUGUUAUCGAAGUAUUACCAAAAGACCAAUGGAAAGAGCCUUCUACAAAAAUUAUCGAGGAAGAAACCUUAAACAAGGAUGAAAACGCCGAUGCUGAUGAGGGAGAAGCUGUUGUCACCGAGAAGGAGAGACGUGCGCUGCAGGAAGAAGUAAAGAAGACCCAUAGCAAGGGUACUGAGAAUCGUCCUCAGCCAACUGCUAGAGUAGUUGGUGUCGUAAAGCGUAAUUGGAGACAAUAUGUCGGUCAUGUGGACGAAUCAUCUGUUAGUCAGUCGGUAAAACAAGGUCGCAAGCAACAAACUGUUUUCCUCAUCCCCAUGGACAAGAGGAUACCGAAAAUUCGUGUUAGAACGCGACAAGCGGGUGAGAUAUUAGGAAAGCGGGUUUUAGUCACCAUCGACUCGUGGGAUAGAGAUUCGAGAUAUCCGGUUGGUCAUUUUGUUCGUUCUCUCGGCGAACUGGAAACAAAAGGUGCCGAGACAGAGGCUUUACUUUUAGAAUACGACGUACAAUAUAGACCAUUCCCGAAAACAGUCUUAGACUGUUUACCUGCUGAGGGUCAUGAUUGGAUUGUACCUCCAAGUAUGGAUGAUCCUGGAUGGAAAAACAGACGCGACCUUCGAGGUCUUAACAUUUGCAGUAUUGAUCCAAUAGGUUGUCAGGAUAUUGAUGACGCAUUGCAUGCGAGACCUUUGCCCAAUGGCAAUUACGAAGUGGGUGUGCAUAUUGCAGAUGUCUCACAUUUCGUCAAGCCAAACAAUGCAAUGGAUGCAGAAGCGAGUAUACGAGGGACCACCGUUUAUUUAGUGGAUAAGCGAAUUGACAUGUUACCGAUGUUACUUGGGACGGAUUUGUGUUCCCUUAAGCCAUAUGUCGAGAGAUAUGCAUUCUCUUGUUUGUGGGAAAUUACACCGGAUGCCGAGAUUGUUAAUUCAGAGUACACAAAAUCUGUCAUUAAAUCGCGAGAAGCAUUCAGUUACGAAGAUGCUCAAAAGCGUGUUGAUGAUGCGUCGGCUCAAGAUGAACUUACUACCAACAUUCGUACUCUUCUUAUGUUGUCUAAGAAAUUCAAGCAAAAGCGUAUGGAUGCUGGAGCUUUGAGUCUCUCGUCACCAGAAGUUAAAGUGGAGAUGGAAUCUGAGACUUCGGAUCCAAUAGAUAUCAAACAGAAAAAGCAUCUUGACACUAUGUCAUUGGUAGAGGAAUUCAUGCUUCUCGCCAACACUAGUGUAGCUGCGAAAAUUUAUUCUGCCUUCCCUCAAACAGCUAUGCUUCGUCGUCACGCCGCUCCUCCAAAGACAAACUUUGAAGAACUUGCCAAUCAACUCAAGGUCAAGCGUGGCCUUGAACUUAAGGUCGGCUCGUCAAGAGAACUUGCCGAUACCCUCGAUGGAUGCGUUGACCCCGUCGAACCUUUCUUCAAUACCCUCGUCCGUAUUAUGGCAACUCGUUGCAUGAUGUCUGCAGAAUAUUUCUGUUCAGGCACACAAGCAUACCCUGAGUUCCGCCAUUAUGGUCUUGCAUCUGAGAUCUAUACUCAUUUUACAUCUCCCAUUCGUCGUUAUGCAGAUCUUGUCGCUCAUCGUCAACUGGCUGCGGCAAUCGAUUAUGAGCCUCUUGCUGCUAGUGUCCGCAGCAAGGGAAAACUCGAAGGUGUUUGCAAGAACAUCAACGUUCGUCAUCGUAAUGCUCAACAAGCUGGUCGUGCUUCCAUCGAAUACUAUGUUGGACAAGCACUCAAGGGUCGUAUCGUCGAGGAAGAAGGUUUCAUUAUGAAGGUUUUCAGUAAUGGAUUUGUGGUCUUCGUACCGAGAUUUGGUAUCGAGUCACUUAUUCGUCUGAGAGAUUUGGCGGAACCAGAACCAGAGGGUGAUUUUGAUGCGGAGAAUUACGUUUUGCAAACGAAGGGAAGUAGAGAGGUUAGAAUAGAAUUGUUUGGGAAGGUGACGGUGAGGAUUAGUGAUGUUAAGGAGGAGAGUACGGGGAAGAGAAAGAUUAAGGCGGAGUUGGUGGAGGUGAUUGAGGGGAAGAAAUAAAUCUGAAUAGAUGGAGAGAUUUGGGGGGUCAUUGGAUGAAGGGGGGUAUGGAAAUGAAUUGAGAGGACUGGUAUACUAGGGUUAGAUACGUGUAUGAUUGAGUAGAGAUAUCAAUUUGAAGAAAUUUUUUACGCUGAGGAUUUGGAGAACUGUGUGUUGUUGAUGAUGGGAAUGGAAUCAUGGUAGCUGUGUCAUGUUCUCUGUUGCUAGGUAUCGAACUAUC
Botrytis sinoallii is the source of this 3981-nucleotide messenger RNA. RefSeq lists its product as uncharacterized. The record is from RefSeq and is a predicted model, not a curated record. Gene Ontology annotation, biological process: rRNA catabolic process. Gene Ontology annotation, cellular component: cytoplasmic exosome (RNase complex); nuclear exosome (RNase complex). Gene Ontology annotation, molecular function: RNA binding; 3'-5'-RNA exonuclease activity; endonuclease activity. Lineage: Eukaryota; Fungi; Ascomycota; Leotiomycetes; Helotiales; Sclerotiniaceae. The transcript has 2 exons. Bases 768 to 3758 code for a protein of 996 amino acids.